AUGACCUUGCUCCAUGACUACUUUCACACUCGGAACUUGCAGGCUUUCCAGCGCUUGCUCGAUGGCAGCGCCGGAGUCAACAGCAGCAGCUAUGACCGCGGUUCCCACUACAACUCUGGCAGCAACGCUGCGCCGUCCUCUUCUCCGGGGUCAAGCUGGACGCCUGGUCGGUCAGCCAAGGGAAACAAAGUGAACGUCAACGCACGCGACUGGCUCGGCCGCACGGUCCUGCACCUCGUCUGCGCGUCGCCGGAGAGCAGCAGCGUCGAGUACGCCAGAUCACUUCUCAAGCACCCGAGCAUCGACGUCAACCUCGCGGACACAGAGAGCAUGUGGACGCCUCUCCAUCGUGCGCUGUACACCGCGAAUCUGCCAGUAGCGCUUUUGCUGUUGCAGCGAUCCGAUAUUGAUGCGGGUGUCAAGGACGCGGAAGGAUAUACCGCCAUUGAUCUGUACAACUCGACUGUGAACGGGACGAAACCCGAUCCCGCACAGCGCGACGCCGAGCUGUACACAUGGGGCGCGAACAAAAACGCAGCAUUGGGCCUCGCAGACGCCGAUGACCGCGUCCACCCCGACCGCGUACUCAUCAAGCCAGCCAUCGCGCCCCCCGCCCACGCACCGCUCUCCGUGCGCUUCGCGCCGAUCCCCGUGCGCCAGGUGUGCAUGUCGAAGCUGCACACGGUCGUCGUCACAGGCGAGAGCGAGGGGAAUGUGCGAGUGUGUGGGUUCGGGAGCGGCGGGAGGCUCGGCGCGUCGCAGCACAUGCAGUAUGCGCUAAAGCCGCUCCCGGCGCUCUCUGCGCCUCUGCCUGGAUCUGCGCCGGCGGCUUUCUCUGGAUCGUCGGUGUCUUCCUCGUCGUUUGCGUCGUCGACAAUUUCCCCUGGAACUACACCUACGCCUGGCACCACGCCUACCCCUACGCUGCCCUCCGCGCACACGCACGGAUCGCACCCGCAGAUCCAGAUCCAAAUCGCAAGCGUUGCAGUAGGCCAAGACCACACGCUCGCACUCACAACCUCCGGCGACGUGUACUCCUGGGGCCUGAACCGCUUCGCGCAGCUCGGGUACAUUGUAGAGUCGUCGUCUAAUUCUUCGUCCACUUCCUCCUACACGUACACGCCGUCGUCGUCCUCGGCUGCGAAUGCGAAUGCGGGUGCAGGCUCGAGAGGAUAUGGAUAUGGACAGGACGAAGAGCAGAUCCAGAGCGUGCCGAAGCGCGUGGUGGGUGUGCUCAGGCGUGAAGUUGUAGCGGGCGUUGCAGCCUCCCGGAACGCCAGUGCUUGUUGGACUAGGCUUUCUUCUGUCGGUGGUGGGCAGGAAAGCACAGCAGCAGGAGGAGGAGGAGGAGGGGUGGUGUAUACGUGGGGCACGAACACGGGCCAGCUGGGGUAUGAUCGCCAUGCCCAGCCUGUGCAGGUUCUACCGAAGCAAGUUACCAGGCUUUCGGCGCCGGUUGUUGGGCUUGCUAUGAGUGACACCGUGCUCGUUGCGCUGCUUGUAACGCACCAUGUGGAGUGUAUAUGGAACGAUAGGCAUUAUCGUAUAAGCUUCCCAACACACGCUUUCCCCUCGGGCAUCGAACCCUACCGCCCACCUCAUUCCAUCCGCGACUCGUGGAUCUCAAAGGUGACGGGUUGUGAAGACAUGUUUGCCGCGCUCUCGUCGAAUGGGGAGGUGUUUACGUUUUCGGCGCCGUCGGGUGAUGGGGCCACUGUAAGCGGGGAAAGCGGGGGAGGAGGAGGAGGGAGGGCGGGGAGCAGUGUGUUUAGGCCGCAGAGGGUAUGGGCGCUUAGGAGGAAAUUUAGUGCUGUCAAAGACGUUGCACUCGGUGCGGACGGCUCGAUUAUCAUCUGCACGGAGUCAGGACACGUCUUCGUGCGCACGCGAAACGUGCCUACGGGUAUAUCAAUCACUUCUUCGCCUUCUUCCUCGCCUUCUCUGUACACCACCCCUUCCUUUUCCUCAGGAGGUGGCAGUGGAGGAGCAGGGGGCAAAGCGUUCAAGUUCACCCGCGUGCCGUUCCUCCAGCGCGUCGUGAAAGUGUGCGCGAAUGCGUCAGGCGCGUUCGGCGCCCUCCGUGUUGAGUACCGGCCGCGCGGCGUGGAUGCCCAUGCGGAUGGCAGGAGCUUUGGGGAGGAGAUUCGGAGGGUGAGGCCUUUUGUUGUUUCGAUGUGGGAUGAGGAGGAGGCUGGGAAGGUGGUGGGUGGUGAGGGUGUGCAGGAGGGUGGUGGGGGUGAUGAUGAUGAUGGAGAUGGGAAGGAUUUGGAGGGUAGGGAUAAGGCGAACGCGAAGGGGAAGGGGAAUGAAGUGAAGAUGAAGGGGGACGCUCUGGAUGCGGAUGAGCAGGAGGAAGGGGGUGUAGGUAUUGAAGGAGAUGUUACGCGGGUGCUUGAGCUGUGCGAUGUGCUGCUUCGCCAACAGCAGAAGCAGCAGCGUGUAUCUGCCAGUCAAACUCAGGGCCAAGGUCAAGGACCAAACUCCCCCCACGCCACAUUCGACCUACACUCUCACUUAAAAUCCGGAAAGCUGCCGUACGGUGGCGACGCGGUGGUACACGUCCAUUCGUUCGCGUUCCCCGUGCAUAGCGUUCUGCUCGCCGCGCGCUCUGGGGUGCUGCAGGCACUCCUCCAGGGCGAGGUUCCAGGGGACAGCAUAAGCGAGGCGGAUGGGAGGCAGGGCGUAUGGGCGAGCGUUAAGCUGUUGCCUUCGCUGCGCGUGCCAAACCCGAAUUCAAGCUCCAACUCGAACUCAAACCCGAGCCCGGGCGUCGGACAAGCUGUGUCGCGUAUCAUGCGUCUUGAAGUGAAGGGGUGCCAUCACCCGCUGACGGUGAUCGUUCUGCUGCAUUAUCUAUAUGCGGAUGAGGUGCUGGCGGUAUGGGAUCGGAGGAUUGGAGGCGCGGAGGAGGUGCAGCGGGUGUGGGCGUUGUUGAGCGCCGGUGCGGCUGGUAAGAGUGGUGCUACCACUGGAGGUGAGAGUGCAAAGGGGGGCGUGAAAAGGGGAGGUAAAAGUGCCAAUGCGAAUGUCAAUUCCAAGGUAGAUGGGAACACGAGUGCGACAGUGAACCCGACGAGGGUGAGGCAGGAGCUGCAGCUCCUGGCGAAGAUGCUGGAUCUGCCUGCGCUGAGCGCGGCGUUGGAGGCGCCUGUGAAAAGGGAGCCGGCAGGCACGCUGGCGAGGGAUAUGAAGAGGUUGUUUGAUGCCGUCCAGGUGGACCCUUCCUCCUCAUCCAAGACGGCGCUGCGCCCAGACGUCAUCCUCCAACUCGCCGACCGGGAAGUGCGGUGCCACUCGUUUAUCCUGCGCGCACGCUCCCCUCUCUUUGAGAGUUUCUUUGGGCUGGAGGAUUGGACGCGCAAUCGGUGGGGCGAGGACGGGAUCGUGCGUGUGGAUAUGCGGCAUAUGAGUUGGGAUGUGGUCAGGUUUGUGACGGGGUAUAUGUGUUGUGGGCAGGAUGAGGAGAUGUUUUGGGUGCUUGAUUUUGUCAAUUCGGUGGAGGAGCUUGUGCAGUUCAUGUUCCAGGUUCUUGCUGCAGCAAACGAACUCCUCCUCGACCGCCUCGUCUUGCUCUGCUCCUCCGUCAUCCUCGCACACACCAACAUAAGCAACGCAUGCUAUAUCCUCGCCGACGCCUCGCACUACCACGUACAACCGCUCAUCGCUUCCCUGCACGAAUACAUCGCGGUCAACAUGGAGUCCUUCCUCAUCGACAACCGCAUCCUCGACGACCUGCCACACGCGCUCGUCAAGCAGCUCGCCCACUUUGUGCGCGCGCGUCAAGUCGAGAAGACGCCGUUUGCGCGUGGAGGAGAGUUUGUGGAGGGGCUUCUGGAGAAGUAUAAAGUGUGGUUGGAGAAUGAGGAUGUGCCAGAUGUAGCGGGCUUUGUGAGGGCGGCGUCUGCGGUGAAGCCGCUGAAGCGCGAUUUCUCCAAGGCGGCACCGCAGAGUCAGGCAAAGGGUGCGGCGUCGUCUGCUACUCAGUCUAGAACGUGGAGUGUGUUGGGAAAGAACAGCACUGCUGCGUCAUCGACAUCGUCCUUGUCGAAGACGGCGGCCGAAUUCACUCCGCGUCAGACUCUGCGACGUCCGCCGUCGGGCGACGAUAUUUUCGCGAUGGAUGAUCAUAGUGACAGUGCCGCAUACCCGACGAUUCAGGAGAGCGGGAAUAAAUUGGCGAUGCCUAUGACGUCUCCUGCUGCUGGAAAGUCUCCGGCGGUAUGGAAGGCUGCUGGUGCACCGAGGGUUGAUAUGAAAGCUGUCAUGGCGGAAGCUGCGAGCCAGAGUCAGAGCGCCACUAGCUCAUCGCGCCCAGCUACCACCAACAAACCUUCACAAGCGGGUUCGUCUGGUCCCGGAUUGACCACGCCGUCAAAGCAGGCAAUGACGAGACAACCCUCUGGCUCUGGUCCGCCCCUUACUUGGCGCAUCAACGCCGACCCGAACGCUGCUCCGCGUGGGCUGCCGUCGACACCGCCGUCUACGUCCGUGUUCGCUAGCGGCUCGCCGAAGGAUGGGAUGGCGAACGCACGUUUGGGGGCUGGUGCAGGUGUAGUUACAGUCCCGUCGAGCGCGUCGAAGGUGCAGCAGGGUGGUGCGCCCCUGACCCCUGCGCGCCCCGCGCAGACGCCUGGAUUGGGUCCUGUUAUCACGCCAACGAGACAAACGUCGUCGUCCAAAGUCAGCUUGUCGACGCAUCGGAAUGCUGUCGCGUUUGUGAAUGUUAGUGGCGGCAAAGCAUGGUCACAGUCCCAACCAUUCGGCCCACCUCCCACCUCCACAUCCACAUCCACAACCACAACCACAUCUUCACCUUCCGCGCCUACCAAAGGCGUCUCAUUCCUCGCCAUCCAAAAUUCCCAGCUUGAAGCUACACCGGUGCGAGAUAAACGCACGCUGCGCGAGAUUCAGGACGAGGAGCGCGAGCUCCAGGCCGAGGCGGACUUUAUGAUGUGGUGGACGGCCGAGGAGCAGCGUGUGCGCGCGGAGCAGGAGAGAGAGGCGUUGGCGCUUGCGCAGUUUCAGAGUAAUGCGAAUGCUAAUGGCAACGCGAGCGGUAGUAAGAAGUCUAGGAAGCCGAAGCCUAGGGGACCACCGAAGCCGAAAUCGGACGCUGCUGCUGCUGGGGGUGCAUCUGCGUUGACGCCGACGUCUGGUAAACCGGAAGCGGGGUCGUCCAGUGCGCCUCCGCAAGGUUCUGAGGGCGCAGGGUCUACGCACACACCCCGGCGACGACCACACAAACCACGUCAGAAAAGCCACGCAGACCCUUGA
Molecule: messenger RNA, 5274 nt
Organism: Psilocybe cubensis
Lineage: Eukaryota; Fungi; Basidiomycota; Agaricomycetes; Agaricales; Agrocybaceae
Exons: 11
Coding region: 1-5274 (1757 amino acids)
Molecular function (GO): protein binding
Source: RefSeq, a predicted model, not a curated record